UCGUGAUACAAAUUAUUGCAUUUAAAAAUUAAAAUUGUUUUUUUUGUUAUGUACAUUGAGAAUAAUUUUAUUUAAAACUUUUUUAUUCUAAUUUUGUUUUUAUAAUGUUAAAUAAUUUAUCAUUUACUAAUGUCGGAGCAUUAUUGCGUAAGUAAUAGGUACCAAUUAAUUUUAUGAAAAAUGUAUAAAUUGUGUGUAAUUAAAUACUUGUUCAAAUUAUUUGUUUACAUAAUAUACACUAUGUAUUAUGUAAACAACUACUAUACUGCCUAAUUAAUUAUUAUUAUUAUAUUUAGUCCGGAACAGUGUUCGAUAUGCAUCUAAAAAAUCGGGUACAAGUACUUCCAAUACUGGUGGUCUAGUCCGUCCUAAACAUAGAGGUAUCAGGUACAAUGAGGGCUGUGAAGUUACAGCUGGUACUAUGUUGGUAUUACAGAGAGAAUUGAAUUUUCAUCCUGGUUUACACGUUAGUGGGCAUAAUAAUAUGUUAUUUAUCAAAUAUUUUAAAGGCCUUUUAUUGUGUGUAUAGGUUGGAUUUGGGCGAAAUGGCACAUUAUUCGCUUUGGAAGCCGGUAAAGUUAUUGUUUCAUGUGAGAAAAUGGAUCCAAAUUGGGAUCACACUUGGAUACAAAGAAUUUACAAUGGCCGCAAAGGACAAACAAUCUACAAAAAAUAUUUUAAUAUUAUACCCAAGCCACAGCACAAUCGCUUUAAACUUGUUGAUGCUAUCGAGACUGUUAAAAGUAACAUUGCUUAAUAUUAUGAAAACUAAUAAUAAUUAUUAAUAAACUGUAGAUAUAUUAAAUAAAUAUAAAUUGUUACAAAUUGGUUUUUUAUUUAAAUAGCGUCAUAAAAAUAAAUGAAUUAAACCAAAAAAUAAACUUACAUUGUGU
This is a messenger RNA of Cinara cedri, 893 nucleotides long. Lineage: Eukaryota; Metazoa; Arthropoda; Insecta; Hemiptera; Aphididae. The record is from the annotation of a GenBank genome assembly.